UGUAUCUUUAAGGGAGAGUGAAAUUAUGUGUAUUUUGACAAAUUUGAAGAGCAUAGGUAAUCAAAGCAUUGUUUCCAUAGUUUUCAAUUGUCUCGGGGAUUUCCAUGUCUAAAUUUAGCUCGGGUAUUUCUCACCAAAUGGAACUUGUGAAGAGCAAUUAAAUAACACAAUGGAUGUCCAGACCAUGUCUGAGUCAGUGUAUGUGGGGAUGUGUAUCAAGAUAGGGACCCCACAACAGGUGGCCUCCAGGAGAGAUAUAUGGGAUAUCAGGGAGCUGUUGAGGAAUCAACAUGGUGUGCAGAGAUCAAUGAGGAGUGGAAGUCGGAGAGAAGGGUUCAGAUUACCUGAUUCAGACGUAGACACUAUGUACUGGCAAACUAACCACCGAGUGAUCUGGGACUUCUCUCAGUCUGAGUUUUACAACAUACACAGACAGGCAAUGAUUCUUUGUGACAAUUCUGAGAGUCCAGCAGGAUUUACGUUACUUUGGUUACCAUUGGAGAGGGCUGGACAAGAAGUGUUGUCAUCGUGUGUGAGGAUGAAUGGAGGACUUUAUAUAUCAAGUUCUAAAUACAGAGAGAACGUGUGUGCAUCACUCACUCCUGAUGACAGGAUACAUGGGCCAUGUAGCACUAGAACAGACGGUUUAGAAAAUUACCUCACACUUGAUCAUGAUGAAGCUUAUUGUUUUGUCAGUGAUUUUUGGCCUCCCUCUGCCUCCUCAUGGAUAGACAGAUGUCACUCAUGGCCCCCACUUCAUGUUGUCAAUGACAUCGUCAGAAAUGGAUGUCACUUUGUAGCAAUAGGACACAAACUAGGAAACCAUGAAGACAACGAAUGGAGAAUUUCUUUCUCUCAGGCAGAGUACAAACUUGUGUACUCAAUGAAUCAUACACAGUUCAUAACAUAUGGGUUGAUGAAAUUGUUUUUAAAGGAAAUAAUAAACAAAGAAUUGAGAGAUGAAGAAACACAGCUGUGUUCCUACCACAUGAAAACAGCUGUUUUUUGGGCCAUUCAACAAAACACACUACCUCAAUGGUGUCCCCAAAAUCUCCUGGCCGGUUUCUGGGUAUGCUUCAGACUUCUCAUUAAAUGGGUGUAUGAGGGGAUCUGUCCAAAUUUUUUCAUUCCAGAAAACAACAUGUUUCUGAGUAAAAUCCAUGGCCAAGCACAAACAAGUUUAUUCAGGCGACUGUAUGGGUUGUAUGAGAGGGGUAUAGCAUUGCUGCUACACAGUCCCUCCAUCAGGUCCUCUAUCAUUGAUGUCCUCUGUAAUCCCAGACUCACCGUGUGUACUGAUGAACACACUCUGAUCUCUGAGGCUGAGUUUGAUGUAGAAUUAUUUAGAGAGAUACAUAGUAAUGAUGCACACCGCACAUCAGAGCUACGGGCUGAGCUCUGUAUGAAGUACCUACACACAAUAGAACAGUUGAUAGAGUCCCCCCUGACACAGUAUCAAGUUGUAAGUUUACAGAAACAUACAGCCACCAUCCUUGAGUGCACUGCUUUUAUAUUACACAACAUGUACACUAACACAGGUGUCAACAAACAGAUGUAUAUUGCUGACAAAAUGUCAAGGCACAUGCUAGAAUUAGUAGCCAAGUUUGGGUUUGUUUCUGACAUGUUGUACAUUGCCAUGUUUUAUUACAAGACACUCAGAUACAGGGAAGCUUUAUCUGUUAUAGAGUUGACAAAGGUCAAGUUAGUACAGCCAUAUCUGAUGUAUAAUGGAUAUGUAGACAGAGAGAGGUAUACUGCGGCUGUAGGGGGACAGUCCUUGUCUACAAAGAUGAGACAGGCUGUAGCAAGGGAUAUCAAACUUUACGAUGAAAUAUGUUAUAUCAGUGAACUGCUACCAGAACAACAGUCUUGUACACUAAACAGUAGCCAUACAUUGCUCAUUCCUCUCUAUGUAUUGUUACACAUGUUAGAGUUUUUAAGCUCUAGACAUGUUGACACAGUGAGAGCACAAGCAGCUCUAGAUGAUCUACAGGUCCUAGUCCACCAUGAUCAGGGACCGUUAAUUCCUUUUUACCACAGAGACAUCUCCUGGGAGAUCCUGGGGAUCUGUCAACAGAUGGCAGGGAACCUCCAGGCUGCCCUGUACUCAUACCAACAGUCACUCAGACAAGAUCCAUUCCAUAAAAUACAAACUGCUACCACAAAAAGAAUUAAUGAUUUACAUAUACCACCAUAAGCAGGUUAAAAUAUAUUGCAUGUCUUGAGAUAUCCAAAAGAUGCAUGCAGAUAAAGAAGUGUGUGAAAAAUAUUUGAGAGAGAGAGAGAGAGAGAGAGAGAGAGAGAAAUUCCCUUUUUUGAAAGGUGAGUUUUAUUUCAGUUUUGCUUUUGUGUGUUAAUUUGUGGUAGUAUAUGUUCUACUUUGUUAUCAAAUUAUAUUAAUCAAAGGUUAAUAUAAAAUAAAGUUUUUCUACC
Molecule: messenger RNA, 2433 nt
Organism: Magallana angulata
Lineage: Eukaryota; Metazoa; Mollusca; Bivalvia; Ostreida; Ostreidae
Exons: 2
Coding region: 170-2197 (675 amino acids)
Source: RefSeq, a predicted model, not a curated record